CAGACAUCCGGAGCAGCCGACGAGUGCUGCCCUCCUCAAUGCCGGUCCGGUAGUCUUCAAUCUAACUGUGAGAUAUGCAGACUUCACUGCUGUAUCUGUGUGCUUUGCUCAUUUACACCAGUGCAGGUGCGGACAUCAAGGACUGUAAAAACAUAGGGAAGAUAUGCGAUACGCAUGCAGAGUGCAUCAAAGUGCGCAACAACUUCACCUGCAUUUGCCUUAGUGGGUACAGUGGAGAUGGAAUCCAUUGUAAAGACAUUGAUGAGUGUAGCGCUGGUAUUCACACGUGUCACAUUAGAGCACACUGUGAAAAUACUCCAGGCAGCUACAGCUGUGUGUGCCUGGGUGGCUACUCUGGUGAUGGCUUCCAGUGUGUGGACAUUAACGAGUGCCAAACAGGGAAUGGUGGCUGCCACGUUGAUGCAAUUUGCACCAACAGAGAGGGUGGGCGAGAUUGCCAGUGCAAGCCUGGCUUCAGUGGAAAUGGGUUUCAGUGCACUGAUAAUAACGAAUGCACCACACCAGGCAUCUGCCACUGGAAUGCAACCUGCACCAACAACCCUGGCUCCUUCACCUGCACGUGUAACGCUGGCUAUAAGGGCAAUGGAAACUACCUGUGCCUGGACAUUGAUGAGUGUAUUGAAACUCCAGGUGUGUGCUCUGCCUCAUUUGGCUUUAGAGGCUGCAGGAACCUGCCAGGAACCUACCGCUGCCUCUGCAACAGUGGCUACCAAAGCAAUGGGAGAACCUGCGAGGAUAUUAAUGAAUGUGCAAGCAAUACUUGUAGCAUGUUUGCUGAUUGUGUGAACACACCAGGGUCGUAUAGAUGUACUUGUCAGGAUGGCUUUAUGGGGAAUGGCUUGACUUGUGUGGACAUCAACGAAUGUAGCGGAAAGAACGACUGCGCCCCCAACGCGGUGUGCAUCAAUGUGCUGGGCAGCUAUGAAUGCUCUUGUCGCUCUGGCUUUGUGGGAGAUGGGCACCAGUGUACGGACAUUAACGAGUGCCAAACAGGGAAUGGUGGCUGCCACGCUGAUGCAAUUUGCACCAACAGAGAGGGUGGGCAAGAUUGCCAAUGCAAGCCUGGCUACAGAGGAAAUGGGUUUCAGUGCACUGAUACUAACGAAUGCACCACACCAGGCAUCUGCCACUGGAAUGCAACCUGCACCAACAACCCUGGCUCCUUCACCUGCACGUGUAACGCUGGCUAUAAGGGCAAUGGAAACUACCUGUGCCUGGACAUUGAUGAGUGUAUUGAAACUCCAGGUGUGUGCUCUGCCUCAUUUGGCUUUAGAGGCUGCAGGAACCUGCCAGGAACCUACCGCUGCCUCUGCAACAGUGGCUACCAAAGCAAUGGGAGAACCUGCGAGGAUAUUAAUGAAUGUGCAAGCAAUACUUGUAGCAUGUUUGCUGACUGUGUGAACACACCAGGGUCGUAUAGAUGUACUUGUCAGGAUGGCUUUGUGGGGAAUGGCUUGACUUGUGUGGACAUCAGCGAAUGUAGCGGAAAGAACGACUGCGACCCCAAUGCGGUGUGCAUCAAUGUGCUGGGCAGCUAUGAAUGCUCUUGUCACUCUGGCUUCGUGGGAGACGGGCGCCAGUGUACGGACAUUAACGAGUGCUCAGAAAAUAACAAAUGCCCAGCCAGUGCUGCCUGUGUCAACACUCCAGGGUCGUUUUACUGUGACUGUGGUCAGGGCUACGUAUUCAAUAAAACACAGUGUCAGGAUCUGGACGAAUGCGCUAUAGGUUACUCUGGUGAUGGCUUCCAGUGUGUGGACAUUAACGAGUGCCAAACAGGGAAUGGUGGCUGCCAUGCUGAUGCAAUUUGCACCAACAGAGAGGGUGGGCAAGAUUGCCAGUGCAAGCCUGGCUUCAGUGGAAAUGGGUUUCAGUGCACUGAUGAUAACGAAUGCACCAGACCAGGCAUCUGCCACUGGAAUGCAACCUGCACCAACAACCCUGGCUCAUACGUAUGCACGUGUAACACUGGCUAUAAGGGCAAUGGAAACUACCUGUGCCUGGGCAUUGAUGAGUGUACAGAAACUCCAGGUUUAUGCUCUGCCUCAUUUUCUGGGGUCCCCAUGACUUCACUGCUGUAUCUGUGUGCUUUGCUCAUUUACACCAGUGCAGGUGCGGACAUCAAGGACUGUGAAAACAUAGGGAAGAUAUGCGAUACGCAUGCAGAGUGCAUCAAACUGCGCGACAACUUCACCUGCACUUGCUUUAGUGGGUACAGUGGAGAUGGAAUCCAUUGUAUAGAGAUUGACGAGUGUAGCGCUGGUAUUCACACGUGUCACAUUAGAGCACGCUGUGAAAAUACUCCAGGCAGCUACAGCUGUGUGUGCCUGGAUGGCUACUCUGGUGAUGGCUUCCAGUGUGUGGACAUUAACGAGUGCCAAACAGGGAAUGGUGGCUGCCACUCUGAUGCAAUUUGCACCAACAGAGAGGGUGGGCAAGAUUGCCAGUGCAAGCCUGGCUUCAGUGGAAAUGGGUUUCAGUGCACUGAUAAUAACGAAUGCACCACACCAGGCAUCUGCCACUGGAAUGCAACCUGCACCAACAACCCUGGCUCAUACGUAUGCACGUGUAACGCUGGCUAUAAGGGCAAUGGAAACUACCUGUGCCUGGACAUUGAUGAGUGUACAGAAACUCCAGGUGUGUGCUCUGCCUCAUUUGGCUUUAGAGGCUGCAGGAACCUGCCAGGAACCUACCGCUGCCUCUGCAACAGUGGCUACCAAAGCAAUGGGAGAACCUGCGAGGAUAUUAAUGAAUGUGCAAGCAAUACUUGUAGCAUGUUUGCUGACUGUGUGAACACACCAGGGUCGUAUAGAUGUACUUGUCAGGAUGGCUUUAUGGGGAAUGGCUUGACUUGUGUGGACAUCAACGAAUGUAGCGGAAAGAACGACUGCGACCCCAAUGCGGUGUGCAUCAAUGUGCUGGGCAGCUAUGAAUGCUCUUGUCGCUCUGGCUUCGUGGGAGACGGGCGCCAGUGUACGGACGUUAACGAGUGCUCAGAAAAUAACAAAUGCCCAGCCAGUGCUGCCUGUGUCAACACUCCAGGGUCAUUUUACUGUGAUUGUGGUCAGGGCUACGUAUUCAAUAAAACACAGUGUCAGGAUCUGGACGAAUGCGCUAUAGGUCGUUGUAGCCAGCAUGCUUCUUGUGCAAACUUCCCUGGCUCCUUCACCUGUGCGUGCUUUCCAGGUUAUGCUGGUGACGGAUUAUCCUGUGCAGACGUAGAUGAAUGUACUUCAUCCCAGAAAUGCCACCCCAAUGCCAUCUGCACCAACUUGCCUGGAAGUUACAACUGCAGCUGCAUGGUGGGCUUCACAGGAGACGGUGUGGCUCGAUGCUCAGAUGUAGAUGAGUGUCUUGUGAAUAAUGGUGGAUGUAGUGUCAAGGCCACUUGUAUCAAUAGCAUGGGAUCCUUCUCCUGUGUCUGCCCCUCUGGGUUUAAUCUAGUCAACCGCACAAUCUGCCAGGACAUUGAUGAAUGCAAGGUGCUGGAAAAGCCAUGUAAAACUAAUGAGAAAUGCUUCAACAAAGAAGGUUCUUAUGAGUGUCCUUGUCAGGUUGGAUUUAGUCGACCCACCCUGGGCUCAGAGUGUACUGAUAUUGAUGAGUGUACAGUGGGUCAGCCAUGCCACCGCAAUGCUACCUGUCUCAACUCAGUGGGCUCUUUCACGUGCACCUGCAAGCAUGGAUUUAGUGGAAACGGCACCAAAUGUGAAGACGUAAAUGAAUGCCUGGCAGGCGGUGCAUGCCACCCACGUGCCCUGUGCUUCAAUGUCCCUGGCGACUUCCACUGCCAGUGCCAAAAGGGCUUUGAAGGAGAUGGCUUCACUUGCACAGACUUGAAUGAAUGUGUGCUCUCGAACACUACCUGCCCUGACUUCUCAAUGUGCGUUAACUCUCCUGGAGCAUACGUCUGCUCAUGCCUGAAUGGCACAGUGGCAUACAAUAACACCUGUACUGCUCCUAGCCAAGGGUGUAGUCCUCCCUGCCAUCCACAUGGGCUCUGUCACCCUUCACCCAUGGGAUACCAGUGUGUGUGUGACAUGGGCUUUGAGGGGGAUGGGAGCAUUUGUUCAGACAUCGAUGAGUGUCUAAGUGACAAAGUGUGUCUCAAGAAUGAGACUGAGUGCGUGAACAGCCCAGGCUCCUUCUCCUGCAUCUGCAAAAAGGGUUACACUCAGUAUGGAACAGAAUGCAUAGAUGUGAAUGAGUGCACUUCAGGAAGCGAUGAGUGCAGUGACUUUGCACAGUGUGUCAACACCAUCGGGAAGUCACCUGUGCUUCUGUCUCAGCGGCUUCACUGGUGA
Colossoma macropomum (tambaqui) is the source of this 4325-nucleotide messenger RNA. Its product is annotated as fibrillin-1-like. NCBI's taxonomy places the organism in Eukaryota, Metazoa, Chordata, Actinopteri, Characiformes, Serrasalmidae. The coding region runs from base 75 to 4325 and encodes 1416 amino acids. The record is from RefSeq and is a predicted model, not a curated record. Gene Ontology annotation, molecular function: calcium ion binding. The transcript has 6 exons.